UAACAUUAUGGAGUUCCACCAUCUUCUUUCAUGGAUGUGCGUGGUGAUUGUGAACGCGGGCCCUGCCGACAGAGGAAGGAACGAUAUCACUUUAAAUACUGAAAAACUUAACGAACUCGGCAGCCAGGGACAGUUGUUGUUACGUCACAUAGCGAUUACAACCCACAGCUGCGGCAUAAAGGAACAACCGAAAUUCAGAAGGAAGCUGCUCCGCCACAGCUCCGUCACAUGCAACGACGGCAGCCCAGCCGGGUAUUACAUCCGGAAGUCACAUGGAAGCUCAAAGUGGAUCGUAUUUUUAGAAGGUGGAUGGUACUGCCUUGACAGGACGAGCUGUGCCGAGAGAUACACAGUCAUGCGAGACUUCAUGAGCUCCAGAAAUUGGCCUCGACAUCGGAAAGCGUCAGGAAUCUUGUCAUGGGACCCGGAAGAAAAUCCAUUUUACUUUCACGCAAACAUGGUGAUUGUGCCGUAUUGUUCUAGCGACUCCUGGAGUGGGGCCAGAAACUCGUCAUCAAGAGGUGACUUUGCCUUCAUGGGUUCCCUGAUCCUGGAGGAGGUUGUGAAGGAGCUGCUCAAGAAGGGGCUGAGGAACGCCAAGAAGAUGCUGGUGAUGGGGAGCAGCGCUGGGGGCACAGGUGUCUUGCUUAACCUGGAUCGAAUGGCGAAGGUGGUGAAGGACCGCGCCCCAGGGGUGGAGGUGAGGGGAGUCGCGGACGCAGGGUGGUUCCUGGACAACGAACCCUACAAGGAGAGGCACUGCCGGGACGCCUACACCUGCUCCCCAACAGAUGGCAUCAAGAAAGGAAUCGAAUACUGGCAUCCCCGUCUACCCGAGGACUGUAUAGCUAGACACCCUUCUGAGGUAUGGCGGUGCUACUUCGGCCAUAGGAUAUACCCGUCAUUGAAAACGCCAGUUUUCAUCAUCCAGAACCUGUACGACGCGGCCCAGAUCAAGGUGGAUAAUGUAUUCGAGGACAAAGGUCGGGGGUCAGAUCUGUCCAAUGACCAAUGGAUGUAUCUGUUACAACUGGGCGAGGAAAUCAAGGAAACGCUCAUGAAUGCAUCUGCCGUCUUUGCCCCAGCGUGUGUCUCGCACGAUGUCCUCACGAAGAGUGAGUGGCACAAGACCAGCAUAGCAGGGGUGACGUUGGCACAGUCUAUAUUCUGCUGGGAAGAGAGCAACGCCGGCAAGCGACAGUGUGGAAAAUCUACCUCAAAUAAAAGAAAAAUCAGCCUGUUAGGAGUCAAUGAAACCCCUCUUGCUGACGAGCCUCCAUCUGGGUCAGUCUAUCAGAGACGUCGACAGAAGAACCGGAAGAAGAGGAGGCGAAACAAGAGGAAGAGGAGGAAGAACAGAGGUCGCAAUGGAAACAGAGACAAAAGAGCCGCCAAGAGUAACUGCAAGUCCCAUCUGAUCGACAGUUGUCCAUGGCCCCACUGUAACUGUUCAUGUCCCAAGUGCCCGUGGGCCACGAUGGCUGAGGUGAGCCAGUACUUCAUGAAGUCUCUGGCUGGCGUCAUGGGGAUCGACCCCAAGAAGAUGCAGAACGUCAAUUUGUGCGGAUACUGAACCGUUCAUCUGAGGUUCCAAACUCAGGCUUCUUGCUUUGACAAUAUGUCGUGCGGAAAGUAGCACACCACAUAUACCUCCAUAUCUCGCGAUAUUUAGCGAGACCCAGACCGGUCCAAGAGCCUUGCUUUGGAGCACGACGCUAUUAAGGCGAUAGUUUCUGGAAAUGAAAGACUCCUUUAGCCCUAUACAUGUUGGCACGGACUACGAUAUUUCGAAUGUGUCGUUAAUGGUUUAUAUCAGAACGUGUGGCACUGUGAAAAAUAGUUGCAAUAAUCUGAGGGCAGCAUUGAACGUGGAGCCAAGGGUUUUGUUAUGAGAAGAAUAUAUUGCCAUAUUGAUGAUGAGUUGCAAUGCAAUCACAAUCUCAUUAAAAUCAAAUCUUUUAUUCUGAUACCAAACCACUCUCUGUAAAGAUGUUUUGGCAAAACCAGCGAAAGUAUAUAUACCACCCACAGUAUCAACCGUUCCUGAGCCAUCUGCACUACACGGCUUUAUUUGUUUGCAUUCGGGUUUCCUCGACUAGAUUCGUAUUAACAUUCAGGGCCCAGAUUUUCGAAGCUCUCUUAGCGCUAAGAUAGUCGUAAGUGCCAUACAUUAACAUUAAUUUUCGACUAUAUUAGCGCUAAGAGAGCUUCGAAAAUCUGGGCCCUGGUUCCCUCGACAAGAGUCGUUUUGGAGAUCCACAUAAAUCAGAUAACAUUUACUGAAUGCAUUGAACGUGUGCACGUAUCACUCAAUCGUACUGAAAAUAAAUACCAGUCAGACAAAACAUUUCUCAGGCAAGACUUUAAUGAGAUCUUUAUGUUGAGUGAUUCCGCGUCGGACUAAAAGAUCUGAUUUUAAUGAGAUUGAAUGAAACCUGUAAUUCUCUUUGUAUAUAAUGUCACGUGACAUGGCAUUCAUGUUGAUUGGAUAUUGUGGUAUCGUGACGUCACUCCGAUUUUGAGUGUUGAUUUGCUGGCUGCAGUGACGUCUUUUGUUGUGUUCUGUUCUCAUGCGCGUUCAUUCACAUAUAACAAACUCCGAUCUACCUCCUGGGUAUCAGAAUGUUCACUAUAGGCUUCAAGUUCUGCUAUUGUUCGUACUGCGGUUCAUGUUUUAUGUGUUCUAUUUUCAAAAAGCUACAUUCGAUACCUUAUUCAGAGUAGGUUCAAAUUAAAAUUGGAAUAAUCAAAUUAGUUACCACUUGUUUAAAAGUUUGACUUCGAUGAUCUGUCAAGAUAUUUAACGAAAUGAACAGGCUAUGAUGUGUUAUUUUUACGAAUCUGUUAAUUUGUUUUGAUAAUAAUAAACUAUAAAAUCGAAGAUCUUUAAACGAAGUAGACAAGGUGGUGAAAUCACACCCUAUGUUUUCCAAAUUACGUAAUCUGAAGAUUUCGGAAUGGAAAAUGAGCGAAAGUACAGGUCAAAUUAUAAUACCCUGUAUAUUUUAUUCUCUUCAAAAUGGUCGAGAGGUUUGAACAUAAAUUCUCAACAAAUUUUGAUUAUUAAUUUUGUUUAAAUUAUUGUGUUUAUAUUGACAGAGACUCUAAAUGAGUUGCGUUUGUUAAUAUGUUGUUUGUUUUUUGUUGGCCGCAUAAAAAGGCAUUUAUUUUUAUUUUUUAUUUCAUUAUAUUUUUUGUGCGUCAGCGGAUUCGUAAACCUAGGUAACGGUUAAGUGGAAGUACGUUUAUGUCGAGUGAGAUGUAUGAACACAUUGAAGAAGGGUAUCAGUCCGAAGCCUUUCCGAGAACCUUACGUCAAUCAUGAAAACCCGAGAACUGUAAUCCAGUUCGAUAGUGUGUCUCUAUAUACUGAUGGACACAAGUAAGAGAACGCAUAUAAACGUAAGCAUUUGCCUGUGACACCAUAUAUGUAACAAGAAUUCGCCUGGCAAUGCAAUCAAGUAGUUCUAAUGGUUUACUCACGGGCUGGUUGUGACGUCAUGAAUGUCGUCAUAUCCUGUUGUUAACAAUGCAUACAUAUUGUGACGUAUUAGUGCUUAAACUGACCAAUCACCUUUGAGAAUGUGAAAUACACGUGUUGCAUUAAAGGAAAAAAGAUUAAACAAGAGGGUUUUCCCUUCCUUACAAUAGUAAAAAUAAACUGACGUUCAAAAGAAAGUACACACUGAUUCUUUGGUAAAAUAUGUUCUUAAAAACAGCAUUAAUAUUUAAAAAGUGUUUUGAUUCUGCCUUAUCACGAACAUUGUGCAAGGGUUUCCAAAACACCACAGAUAUCGUAACCAAAUGUCGUACCCAAUUACAACAUUGCUAGCAAAAUAUUUAUGGGGGUUUUCUUUGGGAAAUAUUCCUAAAACACCAGGUGUGAACUUUGUUAUGUCCGUCAGUAUAUAUGGCUAGCAUUGGACAACUUAACACUCUAAAUUCACAGGCUUUCCGAAAUGCUUCCAAACCGUUGACUAAAUGCUGUUGUAGUGUACAGUGGUAAGACAAUCCGUAUUUGUGACUGUGUUUCUCAUGUCCUUUACGAUCUUAAAUUGUCGUUCUGCUAAAGUUAGUUAUAAAUAUCCAGUCAAUACGUCCUGUAACGAAUUUCUUGCGUCGAAACAAAAUGCGCGUGAGGAUAUACGAAGAAGGGAGGUAACUCUGACCUUUUCGGAUCUAUUUCAAGAUCUUUACACUGAUCCAAAACACUAGAUGUGCUCCGAAUAUAGCUCAAAGGCGAUCUAACGGAACCAUUUUUGCACAAAAUUCAUUAACAGUAGCCAACUUAUUUGUUGUCUUCACAACCAGAUAUGGGUUCAUUUAUAGUCAAGAUUUGACAUUCUUCCGCCCACUCAAUCACUCAGGAGCUGACCUGGAGAUGAUGAAAACUGGGAAUAAUACGAAUAUAAAUGUUGAUACAGAGAACUUCAUGUGAACAGUCUGAAAAAUACAUUAUUGUGCUAUCGUCGUUUUCAAAAAUAUGAAAUACCUUGGGGGAUUUGGAAUUUCAUUUCGGAAAAAAAUCCGAUGUGUAAAACAAAAGCACCAUUUGGUCCGUCUUUUGUAUGAUUUUCGUCAAGGCAUCGCCCUUUUCAUCCAUACAUCAAGUAUGUACAAGGAUGCAACACUUCCCUAAGAUAUACUGCUCAAAAGAAGUUGAGGACCACCCGGAAACAGUAGCCAUGGUAUGACAGGUGACUGUAGAAGUGUGAAGGAAUCGGCAGGCAUCUUUCGAGUAGUGUUCCAUCUGUUCAGGAAACGAUACCCAGGUUGUGCUGUAUAAUGCCUAUUGUCCAAUGUUCAUGGUAACCAUGGCAACACGAUGUCACGUGGGCAGGAGGCCCUGUAUUUUUCACGUUACGGGUAUCGAGAUUUACCACGAGUUGUAUUACAUGUUUGUUGAGAUGUCAGUAUUGGAUUUGUAGCGCUUGUAUGAGUCUCUGCAGUUAAGCUCUGUUACCAUGGUGAUCUUGACAAUUUGGCACCGUCAUUUUGUUUGGUUUGUCAUUCUAAAAAUUGCAUGAUUUUUUAUAUUGUGAAAAAGUAUAGACCUAUUUGAUAUGACAUCCUAUCGUUUUUAAAGAGUAUUUAGCACGAUACAUUUACUGGAAUCAUUUGAAAUAGUUAUCACAUGGUCCAUAAACUUGCUUGCAGAGAAUUGCAACAUAAAUUAGUUUCUCAUCCACGGGCGCUGCCGUGCAUCUUCAACACACUGCCUUUUGUUUGUCUUGUGGAGGAGCGACUUCUCGGAGUGUGCGAGAAAGUGCGUGAUUUGCCCCGAUAUUUGGAGGGCAUAUUUUCUAUUUUCGUGAUAUGUGUUUCGAGUUUGUGUACGUGCAUAUUAUUGCAUUAUAUUUCAGUACAUAAAGUCUGAGCUGUGAAUAGUUUUUGUAAGCAAAGUGCUAUUUUAAUCAUUUGACACUAACCAUAUGUAAGGUUAUUGAUAACACAGACCUGUUGAUACAGUACCAAAGACGUAUAAAACUGCGCGAGAAUGUU
Haliotis rubra (blacklip abalone) is the source of this 5502-nucleotide messenger RNA. Its product is annotated as palmitoleoyl-protein carboxylesterase notum1-like. Lineage: Eukaryota; Metazoa; Mollusca; Gastropoda; Lepetellida; Haliotidae. Gene Ontology annotation, molecular function: hydrolase activity. The transcript is spliced from 13 exons. The coding region runs from base 8 to 1573 and encodes 521 amino acids. The record is from RefSeq and is a predicted model, not a curated record.